Molecule: messenger RNA, 1488 nt
Organism: Morone saxatilis (striped sea-bass)
Lineage: Eukaryota; Metazoa; Chordata; Actinopteri; Moronidae
Gene: kcnk9
Product: potassium channel, subfamily K, member 9
Exons: 2
Coding region: 1-1488 (495 amino acids)
Biological process (GO): potassium ion transmembrane transport; stabilization of membrane potential
Cellular component (GO): membrane
Molecular function (GO): potassium ion leak channel activity
Source: RefSeq, a predicted model, not a curated record
AUGGCACUGCGCACCGGGAGGACUUGGUUUGGGCAGGUCUUGCGCAGGGUCUUUCGGCUGCAGGGCUCCUGGUCCAGGCGAUCGAGCAGUCUCUUGUGUCUCUCCGCAAACCAGGAGCAGGAUCUGGGCUUCUGUCACCGGUAUCACAACAAGGCGGGGGGGUUCAACCGCUGCUCCGACUCCGGCGGCCACCGUCACCGGUGCGCACCUUUCUGCGCCUCCGCCUCCAGGCGCUGUCCACACGGCUUCCCCCACGCUUGCUGCGCCUUCCCGGGGAAUCCGAGGGGACAUGAGCCCCUCGGUCGCCGGUUCCUGUUGGCCAUGAAGCGGCAAAACGUGCGGACCUUGUCCCUGAUCAUUUGCACGUUCACAUACCUGCUCGUCGGGGCCGCUGUCUUUGACGCCCUGGAGUCCGACUUCGAGAUGCGGGAGAAGGAGCAGCUGGAAGCCGAGGAGAAGCGUCUCCAGGGGAAAUAUAACAUCAGCGAGGAUGAUUACCGCAAACUGGAAACCAUCAUCAUGGAGGCAGAGCCCCACAGAGCCGGGGUGCAGUGGAAAUUCGCAGGGUCAUUUUACUUUGCCAUCACGGUUAUAACCACCAUAGGCUAUGGGCAUGCAGCGCCGGGGACCGACGCCGGGAAGGCCUUUUGCAUGUUUUAUGCCGUCCUGGGAAUCCCUUUGACUCUUGUCAUGUUUCAAAGUCUGGGCGAGAGGAUGAACACUUUUGUCAAGUACCUCCUGAAGCGUAUCAAGAAGUGCUGUGGCAUGAGCAUCACCGACGUGUCCAUGGAGAACAUGGUGACGGUAGGAUUCUUCUCCUGCGUCGGCACGCUGUGCAUCGGGGCCGCUGCCUUCUCCCAUUACGAGGACUGGAGCUUCUUCCAAUCCUAUUAUUACUGCUUCAUCACACUAACAACUAUAGGCUUUGGGGACUUUGUGGCCCUUCAAAAGAACCGGGCCCUUCAGAAGAAGCCCCUGUAUGUGGCCUUUAGCUUCAUGUAUAUCCUGGUGGGCUUAACGGUCAUCGGAGCCUUCCUCAACCUGGUGGUGCUCCGCUUCCUGACUAUGAACAGCGAGGAUGAGCGUCGGGAUGCUGAGGAACGGGCCUCCCUAGCUGGCAACCGGAACAGCAUGAUCAUCCACAUCCAAGACGAAUCGCUGCCGCGGGGCCGGCGGCGGCGCGAGCCGUACCGGGCAGAAGUGACUGAUUUGCAGUCAGUCUGCUCCUGUAUGCACUACCACUCGCAUGACUUCGGCAGCUCUGGGGGAGGGAUGGGAGGCCUGGGCUGUGCCUUCUCCCAUCAGAACUCAUUCAGCUCGCAGCUGAAUCCCAAUCAGUACUUUCACUCAGUUUCCUACAAGAUCGAGGAGAUCUCGCCCAGCACCUUGAAAAACAGCUUCUUCCCUUCGCCCAUCAGCUCGGUGUCUCCGGGCCUCCACAGCUUCACAGACAAUCACCAGCUCAUGAGGAGAAGGAAAUCCAUCUAA